AAUUUAUUCACUUACAGCAAGUACUUAAAAAUGUUAAAACUGAGAGUCGUAGUACAUAUAAGACGUCGUAUUUGGUAUAAUACCUAUUAGUUGAAGAACUUGGUGUAAAUUUAUCCCCUCAAGUAACUGAAUUUGCGUCACCAUUAUGAAAUUUUUGUCGGUUGUUUUGGUGUUCGCCAUUUCGUUAGCUUGUGCUCAAGCUGAUCCAGCUUUGCAGCAUUCGGAAAAACUACUUCAAGAAUGCAACGCAACUUAUCCAGUUCAGCAAUAUUCUCAUCUAACAAUUUGGCUAUCAAUAUCUCGUGGUGUAGGCGUUCAACUCAGCGCCGCAGAAAAAUGCUUUUUGCUUUGCCUCUUUCGCAAAUAUGACGUUUUCGACGAUAACGGUAACCUAAGGAACGGUUCAGCAUAUGUCAGAAAACUUCUCAGUGCUUACCCAGAUAUCGCAAAAUACAGGGAUGUACUAAUGGCUCAAAUAUUCCAAAUCGCCAGAUCAGCAAAAAGUUUUGAUGACAAAUGCGAAAGAGCUUUCGUGAUUCAUCACCAAAUCACUCUAACUGUUUUCACGUUACGAAUUGCUAGAAGCAUAGAAAACGUUACCCAUAUCAAAGAUGAAACUACGAGUAUCAACGCAAUAGAGAGCAGAGAAAACAUUGAUCAACAAACUUCUCAACAACUUGAACAAAAUUUAAAAUUUUUUGAUGCUUUGAUCAACGACGAAGCGACAUGGGGGAGCAUGAAGGGUAAAGUCUCCACUACGCCAUUUUGCAAAGUGGCAAAAUCUAUGAUAACUCUGGGGCCAAACUACUAUGCGAUGACGCAUACACCACCGACCAUUAAUUGUUGACCUAAUAUAAUAAAUUGAACGUUGAUACAGAAAUUUUCACUAGAAUUUAAAAACUUUUAUAUACCUAACCUACAUCAUGACGUUCGAGAAAUUAGCAAACAAGUUGGCAUUUGGCAUAUCUAUUGUACAUUUAAUCAUAUCAAACUUUCAAAAAUGACUUAAUCUAAAAUUUAAAAAAAAUUAUAACAAUAUGGUAAAACAAUGGUAAAAAAGAAAUGAACAAUCACAAAAGGUGCUCAAAUUGAGCACCUCCUGCUUCAAUGCAGGCUAGAAUCGUUCGUUACCAUUUGAAUGUUAUUCGUUCUUCACGAUCACAUCACAUCAAACCUACUCGCAGAUGUGAUACUCAGGUUGUUUGUGAAAUGAGUCUUUUACUAGUAGGUAGGUAAACAAUUUGAAUGCUUCAAAUUUCACCCAAAAUUAUCGCGAAAAGUGUCUAGAUGGGGGUGACUUGACCUGUAGAAACCGAAUUCAGGAUUCAUGUUCUUAUUUGACCAUUAUUUUGUCAAAAAACCAAUGGUCUAAAACUUUUAAAGAUGAACUUUCGAAAAAUUUGCAAACUGAGUUUCAUUAAAAUCGAUCUGGAGGUAAAAAGAAGCGUCCAAAAAAAAUUUCAUGGUAACAAAGUUGUAGAGAAUCAAAUUUCCAAUCGACAUAAUAUCGUUAGUUUUUUUCUAGGAUGCUUGGUUUUUGAUUUUUUUUACAAAAAACUGAAAUUUUCGAAAAAUUUGCAAGCUAAGUUUCAUUAAAAUUGAUCUGGAGAUGAAAAGAAGCAUCCUACGAAAAAAUUAUAUGAAGGAAAAUUGUAGAGAAUUAAAUUUCCAAUCGACAUAGUGUCGUUAAUUUUUUUCUAGGAUGCUUAGUUUUUGAUUUUUUUUGCAAAAAACUAAAAAUUUUGAAAAAUUUGCCAACUGAGCUUCAUAAAAAUUGAUCUGGAGGCGAAAGGAAGCGUCCAAAAAAAAUUUCAUGAGAACAAAGUUGUAGAGAAUUAAAUUUCUAAUCGACAUAAUGUCGUUAGUUUUUUUCUAGGAUGCUUAGUUUUUGAUUUUUCAAAGAAAAACUAAAACUCUUAGAAAUGAACUUUUGAAAUUUUCUUCAUGAAACUCAUCAAGCCACAAAAAUCAAUCUGGAGGCGAAAGGAAGCGUCCAAAAAAAAUUCACGAAAACAAAGGUGUAGAGAAUUUGAUUUCGAAUCGACAUGAUGUCGUUAGUUUUUUUCUAGGAUGCUUAGUUUUUGAUUUUUUAAAGAAAAACUAAAACAUGAAAAUCGGGAUACUGACUUUUGGGCCGCGAAUGACAACCCUUUACCAAUUAGGUAACAAUAGGCGUGGUCAAGGUAUUCUUUUGGUUAAGUAGCCAAAUCAACUACCCAGACUGGUCGCAGUUCUACAAUGACAAGAGUCGCGAGCUGACAUGUUGAUAGUACCAGUAAAUUCUUGGGAGCUCAGGUCUUCAGUUAAAAUGGUUUUUCAAUCUUAUUUAAUUCUUUAUUUCGAUUAAGUUUCAGUUGUGUAAAGUCUUUUUCCUUGUGAUAACUCGUUAUUACAUUGUAUUUUCUACUUUGUGUAAUACAAGUGAUUAAUAUGUG
Planococcus citri (citrus mealybug) is the source of this 2435-nucleotide messenger RNA. RefSeq lists its product as uncharacterized. Gene Ontology annotation, molecular function: odorant binding. Lineage: Eukaryota; Metazoa; Arthropoda; Insecta; Hemiptera; Pseudococcidae. The transcript has 7 exons. The record is from RefSeq and is a predicted model, not a curated record. Bases 146 to 847 code for a protein of 233 amino acids.